Adineta ricciae is the source of this 1446-nucleotide messenger RNA. Lineage: Eukaryota; Metazoa; Rotifera; Eurotatoria; Adinetida; Adinetidae. The record is from the annotation of a GenBank genome assembly.
AUGAUACGAUUGAGAAAGAUUUCCCUGGUCAACGACAUCCGCAAGAAUCGUACUCCACUUUAUUAUUGGUCACUUGCUACUGGAUUCAUUACAACUGCAUCUCUGGUUACUUUAAGUUAUUUUGUUUAUUCGUAUCGUAUCAAGAAACGAACGAAAGAAGCGAUUGAGAAAGGUGAAACCGAACGUAUUGUUUCUCCACAAGGUUUAAGCAGUCAAGAAAUCCAAAAGGCACUUGAUUUGUUUGAAAAACAACGUGUUCACGAUCAGAUUCAAAUCGACAAUUUCGAGCGUUACAAACGUUUACGAAAACAACGUCGUGAACAAGAAGUUAAAUCAAUUUUAAGUAAACGUCAAAAGAAUCUUCACGAACAACAACAAACAUUCAUCCAAAAAAAUAUUGAUGAGAAUAGCAAAAGAAAUAAUUAUCUUGUUGAUAAAUUCAUUGUGAAAAAGCCAACAAAUUCAUCGAAGGAAAAUAUUCCGAAGCCAACAGUACCAAAACUUCGUUCACCGAAAAAGAAAACUCCUCUUGAAAUUGACGAUGAUGAUGACGACUUUAUUUCGACUAAAAAACGUUUGAAAGUGGCCAUACAACCAGUUCCCAUGAAAGUCGAUCCAAUUAAAGAAUGUCUCGAAGGAAUCAUCUCGAAAAUUGAGCAAAACGAUGCCACAUGUCCUAUUUGUAACCAAAUCUUAACCAACUUAUCGGCCAUCGAUCAACGAGAACAACAUGUCAAUCGAUGUUUGGAAGAAUCACAGAUGAACAAUAUCGAAGCGAAACAACAGAAAAGUUUAUUAUCCUAUCCGAAAUUUUCUAUGACGAGUCGAAAACCGUCGUCAACAUCAUCGUCGAAUUUCAAAUGUCAAAUUUGUGGAACGACAUUCAAUGUCAAACGUACUUACUUAUCUCAUUUGAAGAAAUGUUCCAAUCAAAACAGUGUUCAACUCAAACAUAUCGUCAAUUUUGCGGCAAAUGUAGAAACUACGGAAAAGAAGAAGGCACCAGCGCAAAUUCGAAAUCGGAUAAUCAAAAUGGAAGUACCGGUGACGGAGGAUGAUGAACAACAACAAUUGGCUAUUGCCCUGUCAGCUUCGAUUAAAACGGCAACAGAACCUCCCAAUGCUUUUGAUAUCCUUCAAGCUGCAUCGAAGAAACUGAAAACUAUUGAUUUAUCAACAACACCCUUGUGGAAUGUUUCCAUCGAAGAUAAACUCAAACUCUCUUCUACUCGUUUAUCAAAUAUUUGUGAACGACUAAUUUCAAUCGAUUCAUCAAGUAUCAAUUCAUAUCAAUUUUCUCCGAGUUCCCUUCUUUCUUUAUCUCAAAGUCAGUUUGGUGCAGUCGAUUGGUGGAAUAUCACUACUACAAAUCCUCAAGAUGAUGAAAUCCCAAUGACUCAAUUAGCACGUAUACUUGAUGAGAAUAGCGAUGAAUCAUUGAUAUAG